Molecule: messenger RNA, 1782 nt
Organism: Diprion similis
Lineage: Eukaryota; Metazoa; Arthropoda; Insecta; Hymenoptera; Diprionidae
Product: carboxypeptidase Q-like
Exons: 7
Coding region: 272-1696 (474 amino acids)
Biological process (GO): proteolysis; peptide catabolic process
Molecular function (GO): metallodipeptidase activity
Source: RefSeq, a predicted model, not a curated record
UCAGUUAUCUCUCAAUGAAUGUGAAUUGACAUUUGCACUGCAUAUCAUUCUUUGCACUGCAGGGAUAGAUACGAUAUGAGAUGCAGCCUAUAUUGUCAUAAAUAUUAGACUUGAUUUAGCAUCACUGCAAAUAUCCUCUCACACGACUAGUAUGAAGUGAUAUGUGACGUGAAUAAGAUCUGAGUAAAUUCUGCAGACAUUCGUCGACUCAAUAGGAGAAGUUUUUUUUUUUGUUGUUGAAUAAGUUGUACUGCUCUCUCCUAUAUAGAAAAUGGAAUUUAAAUUCAGUAUUGCAGUACUUUUAUUCUGCUGGAUCUCGAAAUCAACAUUCGGCGAUAUAACUGAUAACGAAAUAGACCAAUGCUGGUUACCAGAAAAUUUGGUGAACGAAAUUGAAAGUUAUGCUCCGACUGUUAACAAGAUAAUAAACGAAACUGUUAAUGGAUUGUAUAAGGGUACAACAUGGCAAGAGUUGGCUACAUUUGUUGAUAAGUUUGGUCCACGUUUAUCUGGGAGUCAAGUUCUCGAAAACUCUAUUGACUACAUGCUCGAUAAGUUGGUGAAACAUGGAUUGGAAAAUGUGCAUGGCGAAAAAGCCAUUUUACCUCAUUGGGUCAGAGGUAAAGAAUCCGCUACCUUGCUUCAACCAAGAGUAAAAGAUAUUGCGAUGCUUGGAUUGGGAUACAGUGUCGGAACGCCUAAAGGAGGAAUUACUGCGUUAGCCAUCGUAGUAAAGAGUUUUGAUGAACUGCGUGAACGACGCAAUGAGGUGCCUGGAAAAAUAGUUAUUUAUAAUCAAGAUUUUGUGAAUUAUGACGAAACGGUCUUAUAUAGAAUCAACGGAGCAUCAGAAGCUGCAAAAUUUGGUGCAGUGGCCGUCUUGAUCAGAUCUAUCACACCAGUUUCUAUCUACUCGCCUCAUACUGGCAUGAUGACGUAUCAGCCAAAUAUUCCAAAAAUACCAGCUGCAUGUAUCACAAUUGAAGAUGCGGCUUUGUUAAACAGAAUGGCUGAUAGAGGCAAAACGAUAUUGAUCAAUAUUAGUAUGGAAGCCCAGACUCUUCCAGCAGUGAAGUCUCGGAACACAAUUGCAGAAAUCACUGGCUCUGAGAGCCCUGAGAAAGUAGUAGUUGUAUCUGGACAUUUAGAUAGCUGGGAUGUAGGCCAGGGUGCUAUGGAUGAUGGAGGUGGUGCGUUCAUAUCAUGGAACUCUUUGAGAAUCUUGAAAGCUCUGAAUCUACGACCACGACGAACGAUAAGGACUAUUCUUUGGACUGGUGAAGAGAUGGGGACUGUGGGAUCUCAUCAAUAUAUUCAAUCACACACAGCUGAUAACGAAAAGCUUCAACUUGUGAUGGAGUCCGACAUAGGUACAUUCACUCCGAUAGGACUUGCCUUCACGGGUCCGGAGAAUGCCAAAUGCAUUCUGAAAAAAAUAAUGAGCUUAUUGAAACCAAUAAAUGCGACAGGGGUUCGAAACCCAAACGAAGGCCCUGACAUCACGGAAUGGGUAGAUUCUGGGGUACCAGGAGCUUCGCUAUGGACGGAUAACGGCAAAUACUUUUGGUACCAUCAUACAAAUGGUGACACCAUGUCCGUUGAAGAUCCACAUGCACUCGACCUAUGUGCCGCAUUGUUUGCCGCAGUUUCAUAUGUCACGGCUGAGCUGAGUGUUGAUCUACCACAUAAGAACUAGUAUUGAUAAUUUACGUCACCGUGAAAUUACGUCAAGUUUAUAGUAAUAUUUCCAACUUUUGUAAUAAAAUACAAAAUAUAUCAGAA